Helianthus annuus (common sunflower) is the source of this 1237-nucleotide messenger RNA. RefSeq names its product NAC domain-containing protein 79. Lineage: Eukaryota; Viridiplantae; Streptophyta; Magnoliopsida; Asterales; Asteraceae. The transcript is spliced from 3 exons. Gene Ontology annotation, biological process: regulation of DNA-templated transcription. Gene Ontology annotation, molecular function: DNA binding. The record is from RefSeq and is a predicted model, not a curated record. The coding region runs from base 203 to 1081 and encodes 292 amino acids.
UACAAUUCACACACACUUUUCACCCUUAAAAUUAGUCCUCUGUUUUUCAGUUUAUCCUCUGUUUUCAUAUCUUCAGAAGAAACACAAAAUUGAUCCUCUGUUCUUCAAUUGUUUUCAUAUAUUUGCAGAAGAAACACAAAAUUAAUCCCCUGUUCUUCAAUUUUCACCAUAUAUUUGCAGAAUAUCAUCAAAUUCUGACAAAAUGGAAUACAAAUUCAAUCAUGAUCAACCAAUUGACCUCCCUCCAGGCUUCCGUUUUUAUCCAACCGACGAAGAACUCAUAUCUCACUACCUUUAUCCGAAGGUUUCCGAUUCGAAGUUUGUCGCUAGAGCGAUCGGUGAAGUUGAUUUGAACAGAGUAGAGCCGUGGGAGCUUCCAUGGAGGGCGAAACUCGGUGAGCAGGAAUGGUUCUUUUUCUGUGUUCGAGAUCGAAAGUACCCGACUGGAUCGAGAACGAACAGAGCAACAAAAGCAGGGUAUUGGAAAGCUACAGGAAAAGAUAAAGAAAUUUAUAAAGAGAAAUCACUUGUGGGUAUGAAGAAAACACUUGUUUUUUAUAGAGGAAGAGCCCCGAAAGGCGAAAAGACAAAUUGGGUGAUGCAUGAAUAUCGGUUAGAUGGGUUGUUUUCUGAGAGUAAUCUCCCGAAAUCGGCUAAGGGGGAAUGGGUGAUUAGCAGGGUUUUUCACAAAAGUCCUGGUGGGAAAAAGAUUCCAAUUUAUGGGCUAUCAAGGAUGAACAAUGGAACCAUGCCUCCAUUAAUGGAGGUUUCAAGUGUGGAUGGAGGAUCAAGAACAGAGAAUUCACACGUGACCUGCUUCUCCGAAUCGAUGGAAGAACAGAAACCGAACAAUAACGAAGAAAUGAUGGGGAGUUGGAGCUCAAGCAGGUCGCUAAUGGCAUCAAGAACCGAAGGUGUUUAUCCGAUGGAUUCGACAUGGAUGCAAGAGCCAUCAAUCCUCAAGAUCUUGCAGGAUGCCAACAACAUGAGUCAAAAUUUGAAAAUUGAAAUGGUGGGUGAUCAAGAUUAUGGUAUGAACUUUGGUGGUGAAGUUGAUCUUGAUUACAUGUGGAAUUGUUAAGCAAGAAGUAAAGAUGUUGGUUAUAGAUUGCUAGAUUACCAUCUUAAAUUGAUGCAAUGAUUUUAUAUAAUCAAAAGAAUUAUGCGAUGUAAAUAUAUAUUGUCCUUAAGGUAUACAAGUGAAGUUCAUGAUUUUAAAUGAAAUGAAAUAUACAUA